This is a messenger RNA of Centruroides sculpturatus (bark scorpion), 1363 nucleotides long. Its product is annotated as sperm-tail PG-rich repeat-containing protein 2-like. The transcript is spliced from 9 exons. Bases 247 to 1278 code for a protein of 343 amino acids. Lineage: Eukaryota; Metazoa; Arthropoda; Arachnida; Scorpiones; Buthidae. The record is from RefSeq and is a predicted model, not a curated record.
CUUCAAAGUGCAUGACCUCGGCUUGUUCGCUGCAAAAAUGCAGAAGUGAGGUCAAAUUGACGUAAAAAUAUCUGAUUCAAAAUAGACUCUAAUUUGAACAGAUAUUAAUUCAUUCUGUUCACACUGAAAGAACGGUAUAAUAAUUUGAUUUUAAAAAUUUCAACGUCAUAACCAAUUUGGAAGAUUUCAAAAUUCGAAUUAAUUCAAAUUUGUGGUAACCGUAAUGAAAGAUUAAAAAGAUAAAAUAUGUUAUUCACUCGCUCUAAAAGACAAGAAGUAUUCAAAAAUUAUACCAAUUCUCAUGUGGGACCAGGAACAUAUAACAUUCCUCGAGAAUUUGGUGUUCCAGUUAAGAAAUCUAAACCAGUAAAACCUGUGAAAAGCAUUACAAAUCUAUUAAGAGAACUUGAUCCCAAUUACUGUGAGAAAAGCGAAAGACCUGUCCAAAUGAUUUUUGUGAAAAAAUAUCCGAAAAAGAGCAUUUCAUUCGGUAAAAGUAGCCGAAGAUUUCUCCAAGAAACUAAAUUGACUUCACCAGGAGUAGGAGAAUAUAACAUGGAGACAGAAUUAUCUAAAAAACAAAAUUGGCAUAAUCUCCAGCAAGUUGCCUUCGAUACAACAUUUCCAAAAUCCCAAACUCUCACGCUUCCGCCUCAUAGUUAUCCUGGACCUAAUCAUUAUAAUGUGAAGCAUACAUGGACGAAAGAUGACAAAUGGAAAAGCAAAAGAGCAUCUUACUUCACUAGUGACAAAUCUAAAAAUUUAUUUGCUCCCUUGAGCCAUCCUAGUGUCGGACAAUAUAACAUAAUUUCAGGAUUAGAAUUGAUAACAAGAAGGAAAGAUUUCCAUAGUACAUUAUACGAUGGUAAACGUGGAGUGGCUUUCAAUACGUCGGCUUCACGAAAAUGCGAAAUACCAAUGGCAAAGUGCAUUAUUCAGGUUCCUGAUAAACCCAAACAAAUAAUUGAAGAAAAGAAUCCAUCCGUAACUUUUAGCAAAGAGAGAAGAUUCGUGACAAAAUCAAGUGAUGUACCUGGACCGGGAGCUUAUGAUAUAAGUCCAUUCUACGCUCAUACCAUUUUGAAGAGAUCCUUCAAUCUGAAAGCUGCUCUUUCUACAAACCGUCGAAUCAAUCAAUCGAUGGCUGCUCCAACUUUCGGCGCCGCUUAUCACAUAGAUACCAAGUGGAUAGAUGGUAUUAAUCUGGAUGACUACAAUUUAGAAGAAACAGCAGACAGUUAUAUAGCUGUGCCAAAGUCACAAAAUGCUGUUAAUUAAUCCAAACUCUUAAUAAAUUUUGAUAAAAAAUGAAAAACUACGUUGUGAUUUAAUGGCAUUUAUUAAUAUAUGAGCAAACAUCAAA